Mollisia scopiformis is the source of this 1122-nucleotide messenger RNA. Its product is annotated as LSM-domain-containing protein. Gene Ontology annotation, cellular component: spliceosomal complex. The coding region runs from base 55 to 762 and encodes 235 amino acids. Gene Ontology annotation, molecular function: RNA binding; zinc ion binding. NCBI's taxonomy places the organism in Eukaryota, Fungi, Ascomycota, Leotiomycetes, Helotiales, Mollisiaceae. Gene Ontology annotation, biological process: spliceosomal snRNP assembly. The transcript has 8 exons. The record is from RefSeq and is a predicted model, not a curated record.
CCUCAUGCUUUUGAAAGGUUUAGCAAGAACAACAAAUCAAACAACAUAUCUCAGAUGCUGUCUCUCACUCUAACGGCAGACUUGUCGGGUGUGACUGAGUUGAGGCCAGACGAUACUGCGGACAACCCAUUCUGGUAUACCUUCAAGGUGCAAUGCACUUCCUGCCGUGAAAACCACUCAAACAACGUCUCCGUGAGCCGUUUUGAGCAAAAUGAGAUGAGCGGUAGUCGAGGAGAGGCAAACUUCGUUUGGAAGUGCCAGUUUUGCAAGAGAGAGUCAUCUGCGACGAUCAAAGCAGCUCCUAUUGCAUAUCAACAAGCGUCUCCUCCGACUCGGCAGAAGAUUCUUGAAAUUGAUUGUCGAGGACUAGAAUUCACCGAGUUCCAUCCAGAAGGAGAAUGGCUUGCAACUGGGCUAGAAUCUGGUACCAAGUUCACAGCUAUUGACCUUAGCGAAGGAGACUGGUUUGACUACGAUGAGAAAGCAGGAGAUGAAUUCAUGCCCAUCAACCCGCGGCCGAUGCUGCAAAACCUGGUCAACGAGGAAGUUGUCAUCCGACUGAAAUGGGGCCAAACCGAGUACAAGGGCCGUCUCGUGAGCAUCGACAGCUACAUGAACAUCCAGCUUUCUGGCGCAGAGGAAUGGAUUGACCAAGAGAUGACGAGUGUUCUGGGACAAGUUCUGAUACGGUGCAAUAAUGUAUUAUGGAUCCAAGGCGCAAAUCAAAACAACGGGAAUGGAGAUACGAAGAUGGAUGGUUGAGGUUAAGAAAGGAGUCAUAGGGACAAGACAUUCGUGGGAGGCUGGCUGUGUUAUCUGCAAGAUUGGCAAUACGCUGGGAGACAAAUACGCAUCGUUGGUCUCCAACCAAAAAGUUCACUGGUACAUCGAGGGCAAGGCGUUCACGUUUUCGAAUUGUCAAGGCAUCACGGCGGAAUGGAUUUUGAUACCAAGAGACAGUAUCUAGCUUCCCUGUUUAUGGCAAGCAGUGAAAAUGCAAAGAUGAAGACCAACGCUUGGGAAUCCGUCUUAAGUGAAGAUAUCUACAUCAGACAGCCAACUUUGCGGCUAGUACCCAUUUCACUCCAUCCGAGUCUCAUCCGCUUGUCGGGACCAACCAUU